AUGAAGAGAUUUCUUCUAGUUGUGAAUAUUUUAGCAUUAACCCUGACUUUUUUGACACCAGAGGUGCAAAAUCAGGCACAACUAUCAUGCCAUAAAAAUGAUGAAAGAUUAUCUGAUCAGAAAAGAACCCAACAAAUCCCAAUUCAUUAUGUGCUGAAUAACAAUCCUCUUUAUCAACCCAAUUACUAUCAACAUAGACAACCUGUAUCAAUUAACAAUCCAUACAUGCCUUACCCCUAUUAUGUAAUUAGCAAUCCAUAUAUGUCAUACCCAUAUUAUUCAAGGCUACUGGUAUUUGGCCCACAUGCCCAAAUCUCCAAAUGGCAAAUACUGCCAAAUAUCCCCCAGUCUGCCAUGAUACAUCGCCCAUAUCCACGCCCAUCAUUUAUUGCCACUCCUCCAAAGAAAAUUCAAAAUGAGACUGACAUUCCUAUCAUCAAUACCAUUGCUACUGUUGAGCCUACACCAGUUCCGACCACUGUGCCAGCAGUGAGCACCGUCAUCAUUCCAGAAGCUUCCUCGCAGUUCGCCAACGCCCCUGAGACUACCACAGUCCCAGUUACUCCAACUGUGGUAUAA
Castor canadensis (American beaver) is the source of this 579-nucleotide messenger RNA. NCBI's taxonomy places the organism in Eukaryota, Metazoa, Chordata, Mammalia, Rodentia, Castoridae. The record is from RefSeq and is a predicted model, not a curated record.